Molecule: messenger RNA, 1275 nt
Organism: Westerdykella ornata
Lineage: Eukaryota; Fungi; Ascomycota; Dothideomycetes; Pleosporales; Sporormiaceae
Product: 3-ketoacyl-reductase-like protein
Exons: 3
Coding region: 475-1230 (251 amino acids)
Source: RefSeq, a predicted model, not a curated record
AAAAAGAACGCUUAUGUUCGGCUCUUCACUAAACGCCCGUGACGCUGCCCGGCGAUCUCCCAACCCCGCCGCCACUUCGCCAUCCGAGUCCCGACAUGUCACCCUGAUUGGCCCUUCCCGCCCUUGGGAGUACUGUAUUCCGAGGCAGUUGCCCUAAAUCCGAAUGAGCCUCACGUCUCUUGAAGUUCCGCACGACGUUAUAGAGCCCCUCAUUCUUGGCGGCAGCUAGGAUUGCUACCCCACGGUGAAUACAAUGACCAGGAAUGCCGAAGCACGGCUAAUGCUUCUACGGAUAGACGGCUGACCUUUCGGGCUGCCUACUAGAGAUGUGGGACCGCCAUUGGAGUGCCUUGUACAGCAGGAGUGACUCCCGUUAGACUGCACACGCCUGAACCAGUUCACACCAACUAUCGCUACUUCUGGUAGCCUCUCAAUUUCCGGAUAUCUUCAAGAAAGUCUUCCCGCAUAGCAAACAUGGGUAGACUCGACGGCAAAAUCGCCAUCGUUACUGGCGCAGGAUCCGGCUUCGGCGCCGCCAUCUCAAAGGCCUUCGCCUCCGAAGGCGCCAAAGUCCUCGUCUGCGACAUCAACGAGACCGGUGGCCAAGAAACCGUCGCCUCCAACCCGUCCUCCCUCUCCUUCCAUAAAAUGGACGUGACCAAGGCGUCAGAUUGGAAAUCUACCAUGGAGACCGCCAUCCAGAAAUGGGGCAGAGUGGAUAUCCUGGUGAACAAUGCAGGGACGAGUUAUAGGAAUAAGCCGACGCUUGAGGUGACCGAGGAGGAGUUUGAGAAGGUGUUUGAUGUUAAUGUCAAGGGGGUAUAUUUGGGGUGUAAUGCGUGGGUGCCGCAGGCGAUCGAGCGGAAGGAAGGUGGUGUGAUUAUCAAUAUUGCGAGUGUCGGCGCUACACGGCCGAGGCCAGGGCUGGUGUGGUAUAAUGCUUCGAAGGGAGCGGUAUGGAAUGCGACCAAGGGACUGGCAGCAGAGUAUGGUCCUCAUCAGAUCCGCGUAGUCAGCAUUUGUCCCCUGGUAACCAGUACGGGACUCUUCUCCCACUUUACUGGGGUAGAGGAUACUCCGGAGAAUCGGCAGAAGUUCGUGAGCAACGUACCGAUGGGUCGUAUUGGCGAGGUGGACGACGUUGCUUCAGCAUGCGUCUUCAUGGCCAGCUCGGAUGCGAAGUUCAUCACUGGUGUAAACCUGGAGGUGGACGGCGGCAGGUGCAUCUAGUCAGAAGGCUUCAGAAGGCUUGCAGAGUUAAUGCGAUCAUACCAC